Molecule: messenger RNA, 849 nt
Organism: Gilbertella persicaria
Lineage: Eukaryota; Fungi; Mucoromycota; Mucoromycetes; Mucorales; Choanephoraceae
Product: proteasome subunit beta type-7
Exons: 6
Coding region: 25-834 (269 amino acids)
Cellular component (GO): proteasome core complex
Molecular function (GO): threonine-type endopeptidase activity
Source: RefSeq, a predicted model, not a curated record
AUACAUAUAAUUAACAUAAACAACAUGACUAGCAAGACAGCUUUUGAAAAAGGUGGUUUCAACUUUGACAACUAUGCUAGAAAUAAGGCACUUGAAUCAAAGGGUGCUAAACCUCCCAAGGCCACUAGUACUGGUACUACUAUUGUUGGUCUUAUCUAUAAAGAUGGUAUCUGCUUAGGUGCUGAUACUAGAGCUACUGAAGGUCCUAUUGUAGCAGACAAGAAUUGUGAAAAGAUUCACUACAUUGCUCCCAACAUUUACUGUUGUGGUGCAGGUACUGCUGCUGAUACUGAAUUCACCACCAACCUCAUUAGUUCCCAGAUCGAGUUACAUAGUUUGUCUACUGGAAGAAAGCCUCGAGUUGUUACAGCCAUGACAUUAUUGAAGCAAAUGCUUUACAAAUAUCAAGGUCAUGUUGGUGCUGCUCUUGUUUUGGGUGGAUUUGAUGCUACUGGACCCCAAUUAUAUACAGUCUAUCCUCAUGGUAGUACUGACAAAUUACCUUAUGUUACUAUGGGUUCAGGUUCAUUAGCAGCCAUGAGCAUAUUCGAAAGUAAAUGGAAGCCCAACAUGAACCGUGAAGAAGCCAUCGAUCUUGUUCAAGAAGCUAUUGAAGCAGGUAUUUUUAAUGAUUUGGGUUCUGGUUCCAAUGUGGAUGUCUGUGUCAUUACAAAGGAUGAUACUCAAUACCUUCGUAACCAUGCUCGACCUAAUGAACGUGGUAUUAAAGAACAAAGCUAUCGUUUCCCAAGAGGUACUACUGCUAUUCUUAAAUCUUCUAUUGAAAAACUUGUCACUGUUACUGAGGGUGAUUCCAUGGAUAUGUCAUUGUAAAGUAAUAAAAGGUUU